Messenger RNA from Ailuropoda melanoleuca (giant panda), 7189 nucleotides. It is a transcript of the gene DRAXIN, whose product is annotated as dorsal inhibitory axon guidance protein. The record is from RefSeq and is a predicted model, not a curated record. Gene Ontology annotation, cellular component: extracellular region. The transcript is spliced from 6 exons. The coding region runs from base 139 to 1185 and encodes 348 amino acids. Gene Ontology annotation, biological process: forebrain development; dorsal spinal cord development; axon guidance. NCBI's taxonomy places the organism in Eukaryota, Metazoa, Chordata, Mammalia, Carnivora, Ursidae.
GGGCAAAGUCACCCUCUGUCCCUGUUGAGAGACACCAGGCUCUAAUAAUGGGGGUGAAGGGACUUGGAAGUGGGGAAGCAGAAGGAGGGCUGCUGAGCUGUCCACUCACGGUGCUGCUUUUCUUCCAGACCAGAGCCCAUGGCUGGGCCCAGUGCCCACAUUGUCCCUAUGCUCUUCCUCGCCCUGCUGGUGCUCCUGGAGCUGAGCCUGGCAAGCUCUCUGGGGCCUGGAACCCCUGCUCGGAACCUCCCUGAGAAUCACAUCGACCUCCAGGACCCAGGACUGUGGAUGCCUCAGGCCAGCCACCACCGCCGGCGGGGCCUGGGCAAGAAGGAGCGGGGCCCAGGCAUGCCCGGCCGGGCCCAAGACGGAACUGUGGUCUCCACCAGCAGGCAGGCCUCCAGGCUGCCAGGGGCAGGGGAGCUGCUGCCUGGGCAGAGUCCUGCAGGGCUGGUCCAGGACAAGGAGCUGCUCCUGGGGCUGGCGCUGCCCUACCCUGAGAAGGAGAACCGGUCUCCUGGGUCAGAGAGGGUCAAGAAACGCAGCAGGGAGCACAAGAGGCGCAGGGAGAGGUUGAAACUGCACAGAGGCCGAGCCCUGGUCCGGGGUCCUAGCUCCCUGAUGAAGAAAGCAGAACCCUCCAAAGACCAGGCACCGGAUGCCACGAUGGAGGAGUCCUCCACCAGCCUGGCCCCCACCAUACUCUACCUAACCACCUUUGAGGCAGCCCCUGCCACAGAAGAGUCCCUGAUUCUGCCUGUCACAUCCCUGUGGCCCCAGGCUCAGCCCAGGCCUGAUGGGGAGGUGAUGCCCACGCUGGACAUGGCCUUGUUCGACUGGACUGAUUACGAAGACUUAAAACCUGAAGUCUGGCCCUCUGCUAAAAAGAAAGAGAAACACCGGGGUAAACUCUCCAGCAAUGGUAACGAGACAUCAGCAGCUGAAGGGGAGCCGUGCGACCAUCACCAAGACUGCCUGCCAGGCACCUGCUGUGACCUUCGAGAGCACCUCUGCAUGCCCCACAACCGCGGCCUCAACAACAAAUGCUUUGAUGACUGCAUGUGUAUGGAAGGGCUGCGCUGCUACGCCAAAUUCCACCGGAACCGCAGGGUCACGCGGAGGAAGGGGCGCUGCGUGGAGCCCGAGACGGCCAACGGCGACCAGGGAUCCUUCAUCAAUGUCUAGCGGCUCUGCGGGAGGCGCCUCCCUACCGGCCUGGGGAGGGCGCGCCGCGCGGAGGUUUGGAGAAGCCGGGCGAUUUGUUUAGAACUAGCAGUGGGAGAUCAGGUAGGGGACCCGAUGACCGAGGCUGCAGGCUCAAGCCCGGGACCCUCAGCUCCGGGAGGGGAGCGCUGGGCGGGCUGUUCCCCCCCCCCCAGGAGCGGACCUGUAGCACACCUGUGCCCACCUCCCCGCCCCCGGGGGACUCGCCAGGCCUGCGCCUCCCGGUGGCCUGGUUCUCCGCGAUGGCAAUGUCGAGAGUGCCCUCUACUGCCCAACCUCAGCACUGCAACAGCUUGAAGUCAAGACGGAGAGGUUUCUGAGCGCUUCAAGAAAGGGAAACCGCCAGAGACAGAGAACCCCAGGAAAUGAGUGUGGAACACCUCAUGAGUAUGUACCAGGCACGGUGCUAAAUGCGUGCCAUACGUUAUCUCAUUUAGUUGCCACUAUGACCUUUCAAAGGAGGCAUUAUCACCGUUUUACCGAGGCAGAGUGAGUUAGGACUUGUCCAGGGUCCCAGAUCAAUGUCCCUCAAACCUUAACUUGUGUAAGAAUCCCUGGGAUCUGGCUAAAAUGGAUUCUGGUUGGGUCCAUUCUGCAUUUUUGACAAGCUCCCCGGGGGCAUGCUGCUGCUGCUGAUGGGGACGCCUCCGAGAGCACCCAGGUCCUAGGGAGUAAAUGCCCAAGUCCAAGCCUGUCAGGUUCCCGGGCCCAUAUCCUUCCUUCUGCACAACCACGGACUUAUUCCAAAUUCUCCAUGGCUUUCAGUGAGAGAGAAGCGCUCCUUGGGAGCUCCUUUCACGGUCAUGAGAUCUGCGAUAACAGGCUGUUCUCCUCCUCCCCUGGACAAAGGUGUAUCAUCUUAAAAAAACAAAGCAUGCAUUAAGCCCCUGCUUGCUGGGAAGGCAUGAUUUGGGAAGAUUGGCCGCUGCCCUCUGGGAGCUGGUAAUCUGAGAUAUGAUGUGUUUGGGGGAAACAAUAGUGCUGUUCCUUCUAUUUCUGUGGCUCUGCUCACGCAGUCCCAGGACAUGCACUUUGACGUUGCCCCAUAGCUUCUUUAGUUUCUGUAGUUCAUGCCCUUUGAGAAUCGAAUGCCGAUAUGGGGUCAAAAAAAUGCACUCAUUGCGCAUGUGCACCCACUUUGCACACUGCCUUAGUGGCUUCCAGGCCUCCCACAGACCACCUCUAGACCCCCCCUACCCCACACUACUGUAGCAGAGCCUUACUGAGGCCUUGGGGCACCUCUGAGGUCAAGGUGCUGUCUGAAACUAAUGCCCCCCACAAGCUAGACCCACAAUGCCCACCCAGAACAUCUCCCCCAGCAGAUCUAGCUCUAGGGGCCACCUCUGGAGAACCACUUAAACCCCACACCCCCCACACCUGGCACCUCACUCCUGGUCAGCCCUCUGGUCCCGGGCAAACCAGUGCAAGUGACAAAAGCCUUCCCCAUCCAAAUUCCUCGCUGGCCUGGACACCUGCCGGGGGACCACACCCUCGAUGCCAGGGCUGUUUACUCCAUUGGGAAAAUCAGUCAGGGUCAGGGGUCUGGCACCAAGCAAAGCAGACGGAUUGAGGAGAAACCAAAUAUCCUUAUUCAUGUCUCCCUUUUCAAGUUCUAUGGGCAAAGGAAUCUUAGGGGUGGGGGUGGGGCAGGGGAACUAAAAGAGAUCUAAGGCGGCUAUUUGGAAAUCAAACCCACGAGCAGUUUUGUCUAAGACUACACCAGGCAGCGCCCAUGCUGUGUGUGCUUUACUGGGGUGGCUGAUUUGAGAUUGUGAUAGGACCCUAAGGGGGAGGGGGGCUGCAUGCAGGCAACACAGCAUUGCUUAUGUCUGGCAACGCAUAUGUCGGGGGGGUAACAGUUCAGAUGGCACUGGGGGUAUCGACAAUGGAAAGCACAGAAGGUCAGGACAAAGCUGAAAGUCCCCAUGGAACGAUCCCUGUCUAGCUGGGGAGUUCCACGGUUGGACCUUCGGGACCUAGCUCUUUGCUCAGCUACCUUCAUUUUGUGGUGGCAAAGGUGGUUGGGUACAAACUUCCUAACCCCAGAGUUAGAGAUCCCAAAGCCCCCUCAGUGUUUAACAAAUCUCUCUGCCGGGAAGUUCUUCCUUAGGUCUAUCUUAAAUUUCUUUGGCUACUACAGAAGUCAGUUCCCCCUAAUCCAGGAUUCAGCAAACUGUUACCGUAAAGGGCAGUAAAUAUUUUAGACCGUGUUCCUAUAAAACUAUUCAUGGAUGCUGAGGUGUGAAUUUCAUGGCAUGUUCACAUGUUACAAACUACUAUCCUUCGUUUGGUUUUCUAAAGCCCAUUUAUAAAUGUAAAAACCUCCCUUAACUUCCAGAUUACCCCCAAACAGGCGGUGGGUUGGAUUUGGCCCACAGGCCAUAAUUUGCAGAUUCCUGCUCUAGUCCACUGGUCUCAAACUUGGCUGCACGUUAGAAUAAUUUAGGAAGCGUUCAAGGUACUGAUGCCCGGGACCACCUGCAGAAGUGCUGGUUUCAUUGGUCUGGGUUGUGUCUGGGCUUCGUGCGUGUUCAAGGCUCCCGGAGGCGACUCCGAUGGACAGCCGGGCCUGAACUCUGUCCUUGUGCUCCCGGCUGUGGGAGUGCCGCUGGUGACAAACGACCUGCUCCACUUCUCACCACCGUGGUGACCUUAGGAAAGUUACUUGUGCCUUGAUUUCUUCAUCUGCGAAAUGGGACUAAUGACUCUCCCAUCACAGGGAUGUUGUAAGAAGUAAACGUAAAAUCCUGAUAGCAUGUUUAGAAGAGUGCUAAGCACAUAAUCAGCUCCCGGUGUUGGCUAAUUUGUUUUCUAGGAUAAUUUUAGUAGGUGUUUGGUUCUUUGACAAUGAUCCAUCUAAGUCACCGUUCAGGCUCCUUCCUCUGGAACCCUGGGGCCAGGAGAUGCUCCUUUGGAAAACAGAGGGUGGAGUUCUGGGGUCAAAGAAGUUUGGAAAACUGUUCUGGACGCAGCCCAAGGCAGCAAGUACAAAUCCUGGGGGCGAAGGCAGAAUGGGAGGUUAAGAGGUGUUGGUCUGGGGUGCGGUUUGUGAGUUUCAAAAAAUACAACCAGAGGGCAAGCUGAGCAGGAGGCCGAGAGAGACCAGGAGCUGCUGGGAGGGUGUCCUGUGCCCUCCUGCAUUCCUUCUACACCAUUUCCCCAGAGGUGCGCACGGUUCCCACGGGACUCCUUUCUGGGAUUCGUCUGGCCGCGUCCAGAGCGGCUCCCAAGCCUGCUAGGAAUGGGCUGAGGGUCACAGGACAUGAGGGCUGAGCCUCAGGGGGAAAAGUGCCAGCUUCGCUUGCCCCUUGAGGGGUGACCGAACCACAAGUCAAAUCCCAAAGCCACAGCCCCUUCCACCACCGAGAUGGAGCCUUCCUCAAAGCUAUAUUCAACACACCGAGUAAAACCUGGUGGUGAGUGGGUGGGCACGCCCUUGAAUGGGAUUCGCUUCACGGCAGGAGAGUCGGUGAACAUACAUGGAACCUGCAAGGCACGUGUUUAUAAGAUAACAGAAGAGCAAGAAAAGUGGGUGCUGGGAGGGACACUGAAGGAGCCAGAAAAGUAAACCAUUUAGGAUUUCAUGGGGCUGGCACCAUUUCCUCCGUGAUGACCUUUCCUCUCAUGAGAGACAGGAGUGCAUGUGUGCGUGCGUGCCAUAUGUGUGCAUGCGUGUGUGUGCGCGCGUGCAUGUAUAUGUGUGUGUGUCAAGGAGGGGGCGGUAGGAAUUGGUUUGCAGAACCAAGGACUUCCAUUGCAGGGAGUGUGUUUUCUGAAUUCUAAGUCAGGACGGGUAGUCUGAUACCAGAUCCUCAGCCUCUCCUGGGUGCCAGAGGCUUCCUAGUCCUUCCUUAUGCACACUGUGGUCCUGGACCAGAAGCAGGGCGUCACCUGGGAGCUUGGCCGAAGUGUGGGGUCCCAGGCCCCAUCCCUGACCUGCUGAAACAGAAUCUCGGGCAGUGGGACGCAGCCAUCUGGGUUUUAACAAGUCCCCAGGCUGUUCUCGGGCAUGAUCAAGUUUGCAAGACCCACGUCUAGGAUACAUAAGGCAAAACAGAAAAGUUGGAUGGUCAGGGACUUUUGGAUGAUUCAGGGCAUGUACCUUCAGGUGUGAGUCGGCAAAUCUGAGAUCCAGUUUGCCUGGUUAAUAACCAGCCGUGACAAACUCCCAGGCUCUAAGGCCUUGCCUCCUGGGCUGGGAGUGGUCUAUUUUCAGAGGAAAUCAAGGGGAGCACCUGGGCUGGGGCCCCGCAGUCAUUGGCUUUUCUGGCUCUUGGGAACUUCCCUGGGGUGCUGUGGUUCCUCUUUAAAGUGGGGGGGGGCAGCAGGGGGAGGGAGUGCUAUGCCCUUGUAGUCCUGUGAUGGCGUGUUGCAUGUGCUCUCUUGAGCUGUAAAUAAAAAGCCCAUGGUUAAUUAGCUGCCUUCCCGCCUCUCUCUGCCUCCGCUGGAGAUGCUCUGUGUGUGCAGGCUGGAAGCACGCUCGGGGCAUUUGGACGGGACCGUAAGCCUAGUAUUUCCUCUGCCACACGUUUGGGCGUUUGCUCUGAGCUCAGCAGUAAAUGAGACAGUCUCUGUCCUCGCCUGGACCUCAUCAUUCUUCUUCAACCAGACCUCUCGGUGGGAAUUUCAUAUCUUGACCUCCCUCUCCAUUUUAGGGCUGGGGCCGCUGAGGUCCCAAAGAGAUUGCAAGGCUAGCCACAGCAGGCUGGCCUCCUUCAGGGCCUGGGUGGCCACGUGUAGGGAAAAACAGACGCCACCUUCAGCAGGAUGGCGAGGAACAAAGAGCCGCCUCCCAUCACCGGGCCUGGGCAGGCUCAGAUGCUGUCUUGGGAAAGGACAUGAAUUGGCCAGGGGGUGGCCUGGCUUAGCAUCAGGAAGGCCAUCUCUUAUCUCGGUGACAGCUCCAGCCAGUGCCACCCGGCUCCGCUGGCCAGGCCCCACCAGGCCUGGCUGAUUGUAACACCGAGCAAGGCUGUGUAUGGCUCUCAGUGGCUCCACAUCGGGAGGCCAAGCCAGGGUCCAGACUCUCCUGGGGGCUGGGGUGACCGCAGACGUGGGAGGCCCUUAAGGGCCUGCUGUCCCAUGUGAAUCUCCCUGCCCAGACACCACUGACGGCCCGGCUUCUGCAGCCUGGACGGGGGGAAAUACCCUAAUCCAAGGGGUCCCAAAACGUGGGCCUAGGGUUCCCAACAUCAGGAUCCUCUGGGGGAGAAAACCCAAGUUUCUGAGCCCCAUCUGGGCCUGUGACUUGGAAUCUCUAGGGGUGGGGCUUGGCAAUCUGCAUAUUUGAUAAGCCCUCUGCCCUAGGUUCAAAAACAGCAUCAUCAAACCUUCUUGAGAACUCACUUUCCUCCCCACUCAAGCCCCAGGCAGCUGGUGAACCUCUCGCUGGGGAUGGUUCUAGGGAAUUGAGCCCAGAAAGUCCCCUUUAUAUAAGCCUCAAGAGUGCCGUCGUAGUGCGAGGCAGUCAUAGACAACACUGAAAUGGACAUGCACAAAGCGUAACAGUGUUCCAAUAAAACUUUAUUCACACAGAAGGGCAGCCAGCUGGAUAUGCCCGUGAUCUGUAGCUUGCCAACGCCCUAAUCUAUAAUGCUAACUCCUGGCUCCAUGGCUCCAGACAGGUAGGCGAAGCUUUUAAAAAACGCUUCUGUCCUGGGAUGUCAACUCAAGUCCAUUUCUCUUCACGACGGUCAGAGCAGUACCGAAGUGAGGAGUCAAGGCCAGUCGAACCCAAGGCCACAGGGAUUUCAGCUCUCUGCUGGCAGCCUGGGUGCUGCCCUCAGGGAAUCAGGUAGCUGGAUUGGGGGUGUAUCAGCCAUGGUUCUCCAGACAAACAGAGCCAAUGGAAUUUGUAUUUAUUUCAAUGUCUGUGUGUUUAUAUAUAUCUUCUCUAUAAAUAUAUUUAUACGAAUUUAUUUUAAAGAACUGGCUUAUACUAUUGCAGGGGUCAAUAAGUCUGAAA